Messenger RNA from Fonsecaea monophora, 1488 nucleotides. RefSeq lists its product as hypothetical. The transcript has a single exon. Bases 1 to 1488 code for a protein of 495 amino acids. Lineage: Eukaryota; Fungi; Ascomycota; Eurotiomycetes; Chaetothyriales; Herpotrichiellaceae. The record is from RefSeq and is a predicted model, not a curated record. Gene Ontology annotation, cellular component: Cul4-RING E3 ubiquitin ligase complex. Gene Ontology annotation, molecular function: protein binding.
AUGCCAGCCGAACUGCCAGGAUACUAUUUUGAUGUGGAGAAGAAUCGUUACUUCAAAAUCCAGCCAAACCACGUGGCGCCAUCGGGUUCGAAGUACAGCCGUCAGGCGGUCAGAACCGAGAAGAUAAUCAAGAAAGCCCAACGGCAGGAUGAACUUCAACACCAGUUGAAGCUUACCCAAACGGUGGCGCGGUCGAGACUCUUGCAGCAUCCUCUGCUGGUAUUUGACAGACGACUGGGCAAUCUGCGGAAGACUGCUGGAGCACUGGUGUCGGAAUACUACGCUGCUCAACUCACGGAUAAAAUAGCCUUUAGUGACUUGUCGCCGCGCUCAGCAGACUAUCUGAACGAAAACAUGCUGAUUUCUGGGUGCUUUUCUAUCGAGGAAGCUUCAGGCACCUUGUUUACAGAUUGCAUCUUGAGUACCGGGACCAGGGCGGCUCCUCGAACGCACAUGUAUGGUUUUCACCUGGGAUCGCAACCUGACGUGGCGGAGCAAGAACUGGUAGACUCUUCAAAGUGGCCUAUCCCGCGAAACUAUGAGCAGAGCGCACUGUACACGCCCAGAAAUGCCGAGGACAUUGGAGACGCAGUUAGGACCCAGCAUAUCCUUUCCAUGGGGUCAGGCCUGGUCCUUUGGUCCGAGUACUGCACUGCAUAUGCAUCCCCUGCGGAGGCGAUGGUCAAGGUGGGAGCAUGUGGUUCCGGCCCAUUUGCGGACAGACACAGCAUGAUUCACCAAGCGUCACUGGUACGCACCGUACGGAACCUGGCUGCACAGCCGGGCAGGUACACGGCGGCGGUGGCGACGGAGCGCGGUGUAUACCUCAUGGACCUUUCACAUACGAGCUACCCGCUCAUAGAAUACCCGAUGGGCACAAAUGAGCUGCUGAGGGCGACCUUCAAGGACCACAACGUCAUCAUGGGCGGUGCGCGUUCAGGAAAACUGCUGUUGUGCGACAUCCGGGCACCGCCGCCGUCGACCAAGGGCGGCCGAACGACGGCGACGCGGCUCCAACACUCAGACGCCGUCACCAACCUCGCAGCGCUCCCUGACGGCAACCGGAUUCUGAUCAGCGGCCAGCGCAGUGUGAAGAUCUACGAUCUGCGCUUCGCGCCGCCACCGACCCUGAAGAGCCACCUGCCCCGGGCAAACACGUACAAAGCAAGCCCCGCCGUGCUGACCUUCAACGUCCCCGAAACCCACCAGCACAGCUGGUACGGCGUGAGCUUCGCGUACGAUCCGGAGCUCAACAUCGUCCUGCGCACCUCGACCGACGGCUACAAGAACAACUGCGUCGCCCUCUGGUCGGCCAGCACGGGCCGCACGCUCGCGGGUCCGCUGAACAACCACCGCUUCGAGUCCUCCGUCGCCUGUGUCGCCAUCGCCCGCGUCAGGGACGGCCCAAAGAGCAUCUUCGUCUCCUGCGACGGGGUCAUUACCGAAUGGACCCCGCAGGGCAGGGGCGUGGAAGACGGCCAGGACUGA